UAGACAAAUGUUGUAAUUAUAAUAUGUCAUCAUACAGAUUAUUUUAGUAACGUUUAAUAUAACAAAUAUUGUCCAUUUCUCUUAAAAAAACAAAACGAUUGUUAUGCAUCUCAUCACACCUCGCCUUCUUCAAGCUGUUCAUCUAUAAAUUUUUAUUUUUAUUUUUAUAGUUUUCAAAUUAAAUCUCAUGAAUCUACUUCCUUCUAAAGGCAUCCUCCAGACAGAUGAUCUUAAAGAGUACAUAUAUAAAACUAGCGUAUAUCCUAGAGAGCAUGAGCAACUCAAGAAUUUACGAGAAGCUACUGUCAACAAAUUUGGAUACAGGAGUGUACAAGCUGUGCCAGUUGAUGAGGGGCAAUUUUUGACAAUGCUAAUGAAAAUAAUGAAUCCGAAGAAAACAUUGGAGAUCGGAGUUUUUACCGGAUACUCUCUCUUAGCAACCGCACUUGGGUUGGCUGAUGAUGCUCAGGUAACAGCAAUAGAUAUAAAUCAAGAUGCUUAUGAAGUCGGAUUACAAUUCAUUCGAAAGGCAGGCGUAGAGCACAAAAUCAAUUUCAUCAACUCAAAUGCCGAAUCUGUUCUAACCAAAAUGUUGGACAACAAUUCGGGUGCGGAAAAUAUUGAUUUUGCAUUCGUAGAUGCUGAGAAACACAAAUAUAAGGAGUAUCAUGAACAAUUGCUGAAACUGGUCAAGGUUGGAGGAAUCAUUGCUUAUGAUAAUACCUUAUGGUUUGGGUUUGUUGCUCAACAAGAAAAUGAUGUUCCAGAGCCUGUCAGGAUUGCAAGAAAGGCCAUAAUAGAACUUAAUGAAUUUCUAGCUAACGAUUCUCGCAUUGAGAUUUCUCAAAUUUCUAUCGGAGAUGGUCUCACCUUAUGCCGUCGUCUUUGAUGGGAUUUUAAUCGCCUAUAAAUUAUCAUUUUAAUUAUUUGUAUGAUUUCUAGCAGAAUUAUUUUCAGCUAUUUGUGAUGUUUGUUUCCCUUUUUUACCUUAUGAAUUAAGUAUAAUGAAAUAAGAGCAUCUCUACUAGAUUAAUUCUGUAAAAUAGUCAAAAAAAAAUGUCAAAUUACUUUUUAAAUCUGGGAUGGGAGGAGAAGGGAGGAAAAAGGGGUAACGGUGGCCGCCUCCUGUCCCACUCACA
Mercurialis annua (annual mercury) is the source of this 1139-nucleotide messenger RNA. Its product is annotated as caffeoyl-CoA O-methyltransferase-like. NCBI's taxonomy places the organism in Eukaryota, Viridiplantae, Streptophyta, Magnoliopsida, Malpighiales, Euphorbiaceae. Gene Ontology annotation, molecular function: O-methyltransferase activity; S-adenosylmethionine-dependent methyltransferase activity. The transcript has 5 exons. The record is from RefSeq and is a predicted model, not a curated record. The coding region runs from base 188 to 889 and encodes 233 amino acids.